Brassica napus (rape) is the source of this 2253-nucleotide messenger RNA. RefSeq names its product pyruvate kinase, cytosolic isozyme. The transcript has 3 exons. Gene Ontology annotation, biological process: glycolytic process. Gene Ontology annotation, molecular function: magnesium ion binding; pyruvate kinase activity; potassium ion binding. Lineage: Eukaryota; Viridiplantae; Streptophyta; Magnoliopsida; Brassicales; Brassicaceae. The coding region runs from base 649 to 2121 and encodes 490 amino acids. Gene Ontology annotation, cellular component: cytoplasm. The record is from RefSeq and is a predicted model, not a curated record.
CAUAUAUGUUUGCCUCGCAAGAAAUUGACAGAAAAUUAUUGCUUCAAACUUAGAAACUGUGCUAGUCUAUGAGUUUUACUGAUUUAUUGUGCUUAUUAAUUUAGUAAAAAUACGUAGUCUUAAACUCUUAAUAUUAGAUUCUCGAGUUUUCCCCUGAUUUAUUUAAGUUUACUCUUAUCGACGGUUUAAUUUUCAUUCUUGAGAUACAAGAACAUCAUUAAAUGUACAGAACGACAGUUUCCUUUUGGAAGCAAAAUAGAAAAAUUCUUAUUUCCAAAACCAUGAAGUUUUACUUUUUAUUAUAUUAAAAUUAAUUAAUAUAUAGACAAUUUUUUGUGUGUGUAUAAUUAAUUGUCCUUACUUGAAACAAAAGAAUUCAAUCAAUGGGUUUCCUUUUUUCUUCAGUAUUGAUUUAACGUUGCACGUUCUUACCAUAUUAAAACCCUACAAAAAAUGGAAAGUGUCUUUAUAUUUUCCUUUUUCGUUAUGUGAAAAAAGGACACUAUUUCUCUCCAAGUUCUAAACGGAUUCCUAUAUAAACAAACAUAGAUGCAAGACUCUAAUCACAAUUCAUAAUCUUUCACAAGUUCUCAAUCUCACAUUCUUAAAACUCUUAAAUUUUGUGUUCCCUUACAAGUUUUCUUGACAAUGGAGAAGAUACUUGACGGAAGAACUAAUGGAACACUCAAGAAGACCAAGAUCGUGUGUACUCUUGGACCAGUGUCCAGGUCUGUUGAGAUGAUCGAGAAGCUUCUCAAAGCUGGUAUGAACGUAGCCCGUUUCAACUUCUCACACGGUACUCACGAGUACCACCAAGGAACUCUCGAUAACCUCAGAAUCGCAAUGAAGAACACUGGUAUCAUGUGUGCCGUCAUGCUUGACACAAAGGGUCCUGAGAUUAGAACCGGAUUUCUCAAAGAAGGCAAACCGGUUCAGCUAACUCAAGGUCAAGAGAUAACAAUCUCAACUGAUUACACUUUGCUAGGAGAUUCAAACACAAUCUCAAUGAGCUACAAGAAACUUGCCGAGGAUCUCAAUCCAGAGGACGUGAUUCUCUGUUCAGACGGCACAAUCUCUCUGACCGUCUUGUCGUGUGACAAGGUUAACGGUCUAGUUCGUUGCCGAUGCGGGAACUCAGCAACCCUAGGAGAGAAAAAGAACGUUAACCUCCCAGGAGUUGUAGUUGAUCUCCCAACGCUUACGGAGAAAGAUCAAGAAGAUAUUCUAAAGUGGGGAGUUCCAAACAAGAUCGAUAUCAUUGCUCUUUCCUUUGUUCGUAAAGGAUCUGACCUAGACCAAGUCAGGAAGUUACUUGGGGAGCACGCAAAGCGAAUCAUGCUUAUGUCAAAGGUUGAGAAUCAAGAAGGAGUGAGGAACUUCGACGAGAUUCUUAAAAACUCUGAUGCAUUCAUGGUGGCUAGAGGCGACCUAGGGAUGGAGAUUCCUAUCGAGAGGAUAUUUCAAGCACAGAAGAUGAUGAUUGAGAGAGCCAAUGCUGUCGGGAAACCUGUCGUGACAGCUACGCAGAUGCUUGAGUCCAUGACCAAGUCUCCUCUUCCGACAAGAGCCGAAGCUACGGACGUGGCCAACGCUGUCCUCGAUGGCACGGACUGCGUCAUGCUCAGCGGAGAGACCGCCGCCGGAGCCCACCCCGAAGCCGCCGUGAAAAUCAUGGCGAGAAUCUGUAAGGUGGCGGAGGAUACUCUCGACUACGACGCCGUGCAUAAGAAGAUUCAAGAAGCUGUUCCGUUGCCUUUGUCCACGGUUGAGGACUUGGCCGCUUCUGCUGUCUCCAAGGCGAUGAAGCAGAGCGCCAAGGCGAUUGUGGUUCUCACCAAGGGGGGGUACACAACGGCGCUUGUGGCGAAAUACAGGCCUAUCGUUCCGAUUCUCUCGGUGGCUAUCUUGGAUGAUGGAGAGUCGAGGUGUUCGGUGGCGAAACGUGGCUUGAUUUACCGUGGAAUCGUUCCGGUGGUGGCGAACAGUGGCUCGACGGAGGAGGCGACUAAGUUUGCGAUCGAGUUUGCAAAGGAGAAGGAGAUCUGUAAGGGUGGAGAUUCGAUUGUCUUGGUGCAGUACAUCGAUGGUUCCUCUCUUCUCAAGAUCAUGCUCGUGGAGUAGACAACUUGUUUCUCACGGGUUUAAUUUUUGAUGGUUUAAAAAUUUGUGGGGUCAAAAUUCUAGUCUUGAGAGAAAUUAUUUUGGCCGCUAUAUUUUUUAAGUUUUUGACAUUUUUGAUUAUUUGAUAUUUAC